AUGAAGAAAGCAUUUGAUCAAACUGUCAGAGACCUUAAGAGAGGGGUCAACAAGAAAGUGCAUAAAGUACCUGGAAUAGAGCAGAAGGUUCUAGAAGCUACCAGCAACGAGUCAUGGGGUCCGCAUGGAUCACUUCUUGCUGAUAUUGCGCAUGCUUCUAGAAAUUACCAUGAAUACCAGCUGAUCAUGGGAGUGUUAUGGAAACGUCUAAGUGACACUGGGAAAAAUUGGCGGCAUGUCUUUAAGGCACUGACAGUCUUGGAGUACAUGGUAGGCCAUGGAUCAGAACGUGUCAUAGACGAGAUUAAAGAACGUGCAUAUCAGAUUUUGACAUUGUCUGAUUUUCAGUAUAUAGAUUCCGGCGGUAAAGAUCAAGGUAACAAUGUCAGGAAGAAGUCGCAGAGCAUCGUGGCUUUGGUAAAUGACAUAGAAAGAAUAACGGAGGUCAGAGAGAAGGCUUCUGCUAACAGAGAGAAAAAGGGAACAUAUUUCAUAGAACCUGACAUGUUUCUGUACAACAGAUAUCGUAACUCACCCGGAGGUGGGAUGCAUAGGCCGUCAGGUGGAUAUGGGGAUAGAUAUGAUUACGAAGGCCGCUCUGGAGACAGAGAUGAAGGGCGAAGUAGUUAUGGGAGAGAAAGAGAAUAUGGUUACAGGGACGAUGAUAGAAAUAGUCGUGAUGGAGAUCGUUAUUCUAGAGACUCUGAAGAACGAUAUGGAAGAGAAGCUAACAGAGAUGAUGAAUACCAUAGAAGAAGCAGAAGUGUUGAUAAUUACCAAAAUGGAUCAAGAGGUAGGAGCUCGGACAAGGAACGACCUUUUGAGGAUGAUGGUCAAUCUUCAUCACGGGACAGUGGUGCACGAGCUGAUGAUCAUUCUCAAGAUGAGAGAGUGGGGCUACAUAGGAAGUUUUCUGAACAAAAUAUUGGUGCCGUACCACCAAGUUAUGAAGAAGCUGUCAGUAAAUCACGGAGCCCUGUAUACAGUGAAAGGGAUGGUGGAGAGACCCCACAAGUUGCUCCUCCAGGACCUGAUGUUUCUCCUCGUGUUGAAAGCAACAGCGAGGACAACAACCCUACUGGUUCUGUUAACGAGUUACCUCCUCAACAAGUCGAGGCUUUCGAUGAAUUUGAUCCACGAGGGUCAGUUCCAGCUGCUGCUUCGGCUCCUGCACCUACCCCACCAACAGUGGUUUCUGCGCCUGUCUCAAAUAAUGCCGAAAUGGACUUGUUUGGCUCUCUUUCAGAUGUAUUUUCACCAAACCCGUUGGCUAUUGUUACAUCUGAGUCUGCUCCUGGUGUAGCCAAUGAACAAGUAAACGCUGGUCCAGCUCCAUCAUUUUCUACUUCCCAGUCAUCAACUCAGCCGUUUGAUGAUCCCUUUGGUGACUCUCCUUUCAAAGCCAUCACUUCUGUUGACACUGACCCAAGUCAACAUCAGACUUUUGGAGUUCCUUUCCAGCCAACACCACCGGCCCCAGAUCUUGAUAAUGGUGAUAAUUUUGGUUUCGGGGAAUCAUUUUCUGCUGUUCCCAAUCCUGAACCCGGCUUUCAAGCUCCAUCGGACUCAUCUGUCUUCCCUCAAGAAGAGUUUAAUACAGCGCAGGACGAAAUCGAUAUUCUUGCCGGCAUUCUCCCGCCAUCUGGACCACCAGUGUCUUUGUCUCAGCCAAACCCCACGAUGCCGACAUCCCAAUUUCCUCCCAACGGUAACAUGUAUCAAAGCUUUCACCCUCAAGCAGCGCCUACAGAUCCUAACAUGCCAGGACAGACUCCCUUUGGUCAAGCUUCACAACAGUACAAUAUGAUUUCUCAUUCACAAAAUCAUCCUGGAGGUGUGCAACAAUUCAACAAUGGAGGCUUCACGCAACAGCCAGGCUAUGCAGGAUUCACGCAACAGCCAGGCUAUGCAGGUUCUGCGAAUUCUCAACCUCCACAGCAUACUCCUGGACUAUCUUUACACCCAACAAGUGAGCCUUUUUCUCAUCAACCAGGUUCUGCCACUUCAUCAAGCUCACAAUCUCCUUACUCUACUACACCCAAUGCACCAUCUGGUCAGUUUGAUGGUGGAAACUUCAUGACAUAUCAAGCUCAAGUUCAAGGUAUCCCUACCCAUAUACCACAGCGAACUCAAUCUGGACAUAUUACAGCAUAUGGAAAUCAUAAUAAUGCCACUGGAGACAUGUUUGCACCAGCUGGACACGGUUCCUUAGGAGCUUCUGCAUCCCAACCAUCUCUCACACCUUUAACAGGAGCGAUGGAGAUUGUUCCUCAAACUCAGAAAAAGUUUGAGCUGAAAUCAACAAUCUGGGCAGACACAUUAAGCAGAGGGCUAGUGAAUUUCAACAUAUCUGGACCGAAAACAAAUCCAUUGGCAGAUAUAGGAGUUGAUUUUAAGGCGAUCAACAAGAAAGAGAAACGGCUAGAGAAACCAACCACCGCACAACAACAAGUAACAUCAACUAUCAACAUGGGUAAAGCCAUGGGAUCUGGUACUGGCUUAGGCCGUACCGGUGCAGGUGCUAUGAGCAUACCCAUGGGCAUGAACCAAAACCAUCUAAUGGGAAUGAGCAUGAACCAAAAUCAUUUAAUAGAAAUGGGCAUGAACGUGAACCAAAACCAUCCGAUGGGAAUGGGAAUGGGCAUGAACAUGAACCAAAACCAUCCCAUGGGGAUGGGCAUGAACAUCAACCAAAACCAUUCUAUGAGAAUGGGCAUGAACAUGAAUCAAAACCAUCAUAUGGGGAUGGACAUGAACAUGGGAGGAUAUGGUCAAGGGCCUCAAGGCUACCCGAUGCAACCACAAAAAGGGAUGACCAUGGCUCAUGGUCCACAAGCAGGCGUAACAGGUGCUGCUUAUAAUCCGAUGAUGGGCCAAGGUGGUUACAACCCUCAGCAGCAACAACCUUAUGGUGGAGGAUACAGGUAA
Molecule: messenger RNA, 2928 nt
Organism: Thlaspi arvense
Lineage: Eukaryota; Viridiplantae; Streptophyta; Magnoliopsida; Brassicales; Brassicaceae
Source: the annotation of a GenBank genome assembly